AUGGAAACCCAUACAGGUUUAGAAGCCGACCAGCAGAAGGAAGUAGAGGAGAAUAAGGGACUCAGAAGAGAUUUUUCAGUAAAGGAUUUAGUAGAGAAUGGGACUGAGGAGGAAGUGAUGGAAGAAGGGGUGGAUGAAGGAGAGAGAGGGGAGGAGAAGCAGUCCUUGGAUUGAAUGCAGAUGUCGAUGAUGAGUAUCUCGGAUGCAAGCUAUCUUGGGCAUAAUUUGGAUAAUAAGAUUUACUCGAAGAUGAAUGAAAUGAGAAAUCGUAAUAUUUUUGCAGAGAAGAAGUCGUUUUUGGAUUUUAAUGAGUCUCAUAUUGACGGUAAAAACUCCUUCUUGGAUUUUACAAUUGACCAAGAGUUUCUUCUAUCCAGAAAGGAUGGUGAAGAGGGAGGAGAAAAAGAAGAUUCAAGUCAAAAAGAAAAGCCAAAAAGGAACAUAUUUAAAUAAGAAAGAGAAGGAUAGUCCGCACCCAGACAAAACUAAAGUCGGUAGAAGAAGAACAGGUGGAUUUGGAGAAGAUGAAAAGAAAAAGGAGAGAAAGAAUCUUGGAAAGAAUGAAGACCAAUCUCCUCACUGUGCUAUUCCAUAUAACCAACUGAUCAUGAACGAUGGGGAUGAUUACAACAUAGAUUAUGGGAACCAAGAUCUUCUUCUUGAGCAGAAAGAAGAUGACCCGUCUAAUCAAGACGAUCUUCUGGAUUACUCAAAUUUACAAGAGACUAAUAAAAGUUUUCAGGAUCCUAAGAUAAUGAAGGAAAGAAUGAGUCUGAAGAUGGUAGAUGAUGAGAAUCAAGAGAGGAGAAAGGAAGGGACACUCAAAAAGAAAUUUAAGAAUAUCUUUAAGAAGAAUAGUAAGGGGUAUAAAUCAUCGGAGAGUUCGUUGACAUUCAAUAAAAAGUCUGAAGAGUCGAAGUCGUAUGUUCAUAGUUCACCUAAUUUUGCGAAGGAUAAGAAGCAACAGGAUAGUACCGAUGUUGAGGAACAGAAGAGCGGAGAGGAGAGUAGGAAUGUACAACCAGACUCUUUUACAAAAACUCCCUCUGAGAAGUAUGACAUAUCUGUUUUUGCUGCAAAUAGGGUUUCUAAUGAGAAAUCUUUAACUGAUAUUAUUGAAGAGCCUCCCUCAAAGAGCAAACCAGGACAUAGGAGACAAAGUUCCAAUGCUCCUAACUUUGGUAGCAUUGCUUCUAAAGAAGAAAUUAUCAGCAAGCCAGUGCUACCUAUUAAAAAUAUAAAUAAAGCUAUAAUUCAUUCAUCUAAACCGAGCAAAUAUGAGCCAAAGUCAGCGAGGGAUUAUCCUCGCCCAGUUCAUUUUCACAAAGAAUAUUCUCAAAUUUCCAAGGGAGAUGUCACUAUCGGAGAUGAAAUAGAUAACGAAUGGUACAAAAUUUUAGGAGAGGCCAAUGACAGAAAUGAAAUGAGGCCAACUGACAACAGAUCUGUGAUUAGUAAUUUCAGAAAUUUGGCAAAGCCUCAGCACAUGAAACACAGUAACGAUCCGAGAAGUUCAGCCAUUGUUGAAUACUACAAUCUUUCCCAUGGAAUUGGGAUGCAUGCUAAUGAGAGAGACGGAGGAGAGAAUGUUGAAGAUCACCAAAUCUGAAACUCUGCUAACGACAUUAUCCUUCAACUGUUAUUAUUAGGAGUCGAGAAGAAAUACAACAUGCAUAUUACCUGUGAUUACGAACUCAAGGAAUGAGAAUAUUUAUUCGAAGACAUGGCAGAUAGAUAUUCUUACUGCCCAGAGGCUUAUUUUGGGCUUGGGAAAAUCUAUUUUUCAAAGAAUCUCAUUGAUAAAGCACUAGGGAUGUUUGAACUAUCACUCCAAGGUCCAAAGAGAGACCCUGUAUACUGAUUAUGGGCUGCAAUGGCUUUAUUGUAUAUGUUACAAACUACUAAAAGUAGCCAGAAAUAAAUUAAAGAUAUUACACAACAUUGAGAUUUACUGAACAGAAUGCUUAGAGUCACAGUCUCAAGACACAAAUGCUCUAUUCAUUCUCUUAUUUGCGACUCUAUCUGGAAUGAGUCAAUUUUCUGAAAAAUAAAUACGCACCAAAAUAUUCCCCUGAAGAUAUUGCUGUGUUUAUUAAGGAAAUAAACAACUACAAAGGUUACUUAGCAUGGACAGAAAUAUACUUAUACAAAGACAAAAAGAAGUUUGCAAUUGAAGUACUCGAAGAAUUAGUAGAGUUCCACCCUCAAAUCCCUGAAGCUUACUUUAAACUAUGCCAAUUAUACAAUCCAGACUCAGAUGAAGCUUUUGAGACAGCAGAGGCUAUGUUCCUCCAUUGCACAAACUUCCAUAUGCUUGAGACAAAAAUUCUCAUCAGCCUAGUGUACUCUAAAAUCUUAUAUUUUUCAUGCGAGUACAUCCAAUGCUUCGAAUUACUCCAGAUGGAGUACAAAAGGUACCCUGUUUACCCAGUCUUUCUCUACUAUUACGCGAAAUAUGUCAUCAUGAGCGAGCAGAGCUCCUACUACGGAUCAGGUAUCGGAUGCCUACAAGAGUGUAAAAGAGUUUGAGUCAAAGAGAGGAGUCCUUACAUAAACUUUUAUUUGGGAAAAUUUUACUAUGCUUGAGGUAGACCAGGCAAAUGAUACCCCUUCUUUGUUAAAGCAAAUAAGGAAUUUAAGAAGACGAAGAAGGAAAGGGUUAAAAUUUUAGAAAUCGACUCCUUCUUUGAUGAAUACCAGGAUUUCACUAUGAUUGUUGAAUCUUGUAAAAAGAUCUUAAAAGAGUAUAAAACCAAGAGCUACGGCCAGUUCACAGAAGACGAUGAAAUUAUCAUGGAGCUUAAUAAUAUUCAAGAGCUUGAUCCAAUUACUGUGAGAAUCCUUAAGUCAGAUUACUACAAAAAGAUCCUUCUGGACAAGAGGAAAUCCAUCCAAGAAAUUAAGACUAUUAUUAAAGAAUUCCCUGAAAAUGAAGAAGGAUUAUUUCAAUUCUGGGAAAUUAUCAAAGAGAAAGGUGAUAUGAAUGAACUUGAGUUCGUCUCUGAAACCUUACAGAAGGUCUGUAAUGGAAAUUCAGUUUCUAUUAAUUCUUGGGUAAAUGCUUUGUUUAAGCAUUCGGAGAUGCUCAUUAUGAAAGGUAACAAAUAUUCCUCACCUGAGGAUCGGGCUGAUCCAAAUGGAUUGUUCUCUCAUUACAUUGAAGAAAGUAUCAAAGUAUUAAAAUAAGAUCGGAGAGGCUCUUCCACCUCUGCCACUUCCCUCACUUCUGACAAUUGAGGACCCGAUUCGGAUUAAGAAAGAAAUGCUGAACGACUUGAAUAGUGACGAAAGAAAGGUUAAGAAGCCAUCUCAUGAUUGCCCCGAUAUGGACUCUAGCUUCCUUGGAUUCAACUUCAGGAAGUUCCAUUCAAAGAAUAACGAUACUACAAGCAUGAUCAGCAAAAGUGAUAUGAGGAGUAGACUUUCAGAAUACAGCGAGAAUGAAAUUCAUCCCUUCUUGGCCAGGAAUCGGUCAGAAAACCCCAACAAUCAGAACUUAAGCAACAGAGAUUCCUCUGGUGGGAACAUGCAAGGCCAGUACAACAGGUUUUCCAAAAAUAUGCUGUUCAGCUCAAUGUCCCAAAAAGAUAGCUUUAUUGGCAGAAAUAAUGACAAUACUCAUCUUGAUGAAUCUCAGAUCUACAUUAAGAGAGCAUCUGAAGGCUUUGCUGUCAAUUCAGAUGUAAAGUUCCUAUACCAGAUUGGUAAGAUCUGCGCUGAAUCAGGGAAAUAUCUAGAAGAAGGGAUAAAAUGACUUGAUGAUUAUAUAAACUUGCUGACAUUCUUUGAUCCCUCUGUCAGCAACGAUAUUCAAAAUGUGCCUGUUGUUGAAAAUCCUACAUUUUCCAAAGCAAUUUUCUUUGUCGGCAUAAUUUUUGACCAAAUUGGAGAUUUUGAAGAGGCUCAAAAGUUUUUAAAUCAAGCUUCUAAAGGCUUAAGGGUUAAAGGUGAAGAAGAGAAGUAUAUUAAGUGCCAGAAUAUUCUCAAAAGAAUCAGCGAGAAUCUCUAUUAAAGCAUAUGCAAAGAUAAUCGCUUUUAUAAAGCCACUUAAAUAAUUUAUGGAAUUCAAUAU
Messenger RNA from Moneuplotes crassus, 4072 nucleotides. NCBI's taxonomy places the organism in Eukaryota, Ciliophora, Spirotrichea, Euplotida, Euplotidae. The record is from the annotation of a GenBank genome assembly.